AUGUGGAAUAUCUCAGGCACAUAUGAGUUCAUUGAUCUGGAGAAUGACUACUUUUUGUUCCGAUUUUCAAAUAAGAAUGAUUACUCUCAUGUUUUGGAGGAUGGUCCUUGGAUCAUAGCUGAUCAUUAUGUGGUAGUUCAACGGUGGCGUCCAUUUUUUAAUCCUUAUGAUGAUGAGAUCAUAAAGCUGGCAGUUUGGAUUCGUAGUAUUUUUGGUCGCACAUUGAAGAUUGAUAGGAACUCUAUCAGGAAACGUGAUUCUGGUGAAGGUGAUAUUACAGAGAGAGCAAAGUUUGCUAGAAUUUGUGUCGAAGUUGAUCUUAGGAAAAGCUUUUUGUCCAAAUUCCGGAUUGCUGAUCGUAUCUUCCAUGUUGGAUAUGAGGGUCUCCACUUAGUUUGUUUUGCUUGUGGAAAGUAUGGGCAUAGAAGGGAUCAGUGUUCCCAUAGUAAUCUUCAACAAGAUACUACGGUUUAUUCUCCUGAAGUUUCUGACUCGGUGGUGCGUAAGCAGCCGGAAAAAGAUUUUGUUCCGGCGAAGGAGGAACCGUUUGGGAAUUGGAUGCUAGUGCAGCCGUUACGUAAUAAGGCAGUUUCCAAUUCUCAUCCUAAUCACAGACAGGUCAUUCAAUCAGGUUCAAGAUUUCAAGCUAUUGCUGAGUUGGCUCAAAAGGAUAAUAAUAUCUUAAUUAUUUCUGAUUCUCCAGUAAUUGAUUCAAUCAGCAUUGAAUCUGGCCUGACACAAAUUAAUCAUGGGGAAUUAAUUGCUCAUAAUGAAGAACCGUUGGUGAAAAAGGAUAUUCAAAUGGAAACAGUUUCUCCAUCUGCUAACCUAUCCGCGGGCAAGUCGAGAAAAGAGGUCCAAAGUCAAGGAGUAAAAUUCAAAGAGAACCAAAAGAAGAAAGCAACUGCAUCAUCUGCUAAAGUUCAUCAGCUGGUCCAGAAUGCUAAUAUUAGCAAAGACAGAUUAAAUGCUUCAAAAGGUUCAGAAUCUCAAAAGAAUAAUUUUAAACUUGAUUCUCAGAAGAAUAUGUCGGAGGAUUUCCAAGAUAGACAAAUUGUCUUGCACCCUUCUUUAUCUAAAUUCCAGAGGAAGACGUCUCAUGUGGUUAAUGAUCAGCAAGAGACUCUUCCUUCUUCUAGUGGCUUGGAUAAUGGAGGUAAACAUGGAAGACCACCAGAUGCUCUUACAGGGGCUGGGAAAAGGAGUUUUCCGCCUCUAAUUCGGGAUCUUUCUCAUAGAUACAUUAUUAAAGUUAUGGCUUUGUUAGAAACCAGAUUGAGUGGUGUUAUGGCGGAUAGAGCUAUUCGGCGUCUUGGUUUUUCUGGUCACUUUCAUCGUGAUGCUGUUGGUUUUUCUGGCGGUAUUUGGGUGCUUUGGAACACUGAUGAAGUUUCAAUGGAUGUUCUUUUUUCUCAUCACCAACUUGUCCAUACUAAAAUUUGUUGGGUAAAAGAAAAUAGAGAGGAGUUCAUGACUUUUAUUUAUGCAAGUCCGCGAAGACAGGAACGUAUUCAGCUGUGGGAAAUUCUGUCUUCACUGUUUGAUCAGUCCAUGAGGAAUGCAGCUUGGGGGAUAACAGGUGAUUUUAACACUUAUUUGUAUGAGUAUGAGAAGCUAGGUGGUAAUGGGCAUAACUGGAAUAGCAUGAGGGAAUUUCGUGAUUGUUUAGAUGAAUGUAGUUUGUCUGACAUUGGCAAUCAAGAUCAUCGACCAAUGUUAUUAUGGGAAGGUCAACCUGCUAUUUAUCCGAGAGGGGAGCGUCCUUUCCGUUUUCUAGCGUCCUGGUUAACAGAGAGCACUUUUCAUGAGGUGGUUAAUGGAUGUUGGUCAAACAAUGUAAACUGGAUGCAUGCUAUGGAGACAUUUCAGAUUAAUGCUUCGGAAUGGCAUAUAAAUGUUUAUAGGAUUGCUCUGAAAAGAAAGAAUGAUUUGCAUGCAAGGAUUAGAGGUAUUGAUAGAUGUCUUAGUUAUCAGUACAGUCAUAACCUUGAGAUGUUGCAAAAGGAUCUAUGGAGGGAACUAGACAAGAUUUAUCUUCAAGAGGAAAUUACUUGGUUUCAAAGAUCGAAAUUGAAUUGGUUUGCUAUUGGAGAUAGGAACUCACGUUUCUUUCAUUUUGUGACGGUUGCCAGACGUAGGAGGAAUCGCAUAGAUACGUUGAAAAACUAG
Messenger RNA from Gastrolobium bilobum, 2169 nucleotides. RefSeq lists its product as uncharacterized. The transcript is spliced from 5 exons. Lineage: Eukaryota; Viridiplantae; Streptophyta; Magnoliopsida; Fabales; Fabaceae. The record is from RefSeq and is a predicted model, not a curated record. The coding region runs from base 1 to 2169 and encodes 722 amino acids. Gene Ontology annotation, molecular function: zinc ion binding; nucleic acid binding.